Molecule: messenger RNA, 1379 nt
Organism: Chilo suppressalis (striped riceborer)
Lineage: Eukaryota; Metazoa; Arthropoda; Insecta; Lepidoptera; Crambidae
Source: the annotation of a GenBank genome assembly
CAAUAUCACAUGUAUAUUAAAAUUAACCUAAUCUGUACUGAAAAGUGGAUUAAAAAUAUAUUUCUGAAUUAAAUAUUAUGAAAAGGAUAACUAUUUAUUCAUAAAAAGUAUCAAAGACAUGUUUCGUAAAAAAAUAUCGUACAUUGCACAGCUGAGCACUGUUGGUUUAGCUGGAUAUGCGUUAGGACAGUACAACAGCAAAAGUAUUGAUAAUUUAAGUGAAAAUUCAUUAUUGAUCAAUGGAAAAACUAUCAGAAAUAUGCCUGGCUUACCUAUUUUCGGCACAGUAUCAGCUGCGGCUCCUUAUACUGAUGGUGGGAUUGUUAAAGACAGGAUAUCUCAAAUAAUGAAAUAUGGAUUUCCUGGCUUAGAUAAUGUGAGGUCAUAUGAUGAUUUUGUUUUGUCAUAUGAUCGCCGCAAUAGAGUUCCUCAUUGGGUCUUUGAACAUUUAACCAAAGCACAUGUAACUAAAAAUGACCAAGUUGACCGAAGCAAAUGUGAUUUUAAGCCAGAUGAAAGUAUUCAUCCAUUCUUCAGGUCUCAAAACAGUGACUACAAAGGGUCUGGUUUUGACCGUGGUCAUAUGGCCGCUGCUGGCAACCACCGAAUCACACAGAAACACGUUGACCAGACCUUCUAUUUAACAAAUAUGGCGCCACAGGUCGGGCAAGGUUUCAACAGGGACGCGUGGAACAGUCUCGAGAAGCAUGUUAGGAAGCUGACUAAAGUAUAUGACAACGUUUAUUGUUGCACUGGGCCUUUAUAUUUGCCAAGAAAGGAAUCGGACGGAAAGAGCUACGUUAGAUACCAAGUGAUAGGUGCUAACACAGUGGCAGUGCCUACUCAUUUUUACAAGGUAGUUGUUGGGGAAACGUCAGACGGCACCCUCGACAUGGAGGCCUAUGUGAUGCCCAAUCAGAAGAUCCCCGACGAGACGCCCGUGUCCUCCUACAUGGUGCCACCAGAGACUAUAGAACGUGCAGCUGGUUUAUUAUUCUUCGAUAAAAUUCAUAGGAGUAAAUUGAAUAGAAUAAAUGGUAAAAAAAUAUGAAUAAAAAGGUCAUUUAAUUGAGUUUCAAUUUGAGACUGCCUAGAUAAUUUAAAGAAAGCGGACACUUACAUUGAUACGCGUUAAGAUAUUGCCAAUCAUUUAUUUAAGUAAAAAAUUAAAUGAAAUUAUAUGUGAAACCUAUCUAGGCUCGGAUUCGAUUCAAGUGUGGUUGAAUGGCAUACCUAGUAAUUAAUUUUGAAGUAAUGAUGUGACUGUGUAUACGUAUUUAGUAAUUUAUGGAGAUUUUGCAAUUUAAUUUUACCAAUUAUAUAUACUUGAUGUGACUUUUUAUAUAUAUUAUUAUUAUUAUAUUUGAUUUGUUAUUGAC